Molecule: messenger RNA, 2784 nt
Organism: Trypanosoma cruzi
Lineage: Eukaryota; Euglenozoa; Kinetoplastea; Trypanosomatida; Trypanosomatidae
Exons: 1
Coding region: 1-2784 (927 amino acids)
Source: RefSeq, a predicted model, not a curated record
AUGCCAUGGUGCAACAUUGUUACAAGGAAGGAACGCGAGAAGAACAGACACGCGAGGCGAAGAAUGGGCAGUCACGCCAAAAAAGGGCGCAGGCCAAAAUCGCGCGCGGCAAACUCCAGCGCGAAGAAUGCCGAGGACGGCAGCACGGCGACCAGGCAUGUCCCACCGGCUCCUCCGUGCGUGGCGAAGUUGAACGCGCAGCACUGGCAUGUGCUGGAGGAGGGUUGUGCGGACGUGGCGGCAUUCGCGCUGCGGCCAUCGCAGCACGCACAGCUGCUAGCCUGUGCCGUGCCGCAGCGACUUGUGGAGAUUCUUUUCACCGCACCAUCGUCGGUUGGCCGAUCCCAAGAAGGCGACUGCAGCAAUAGCGGCCAUGCCCCACGGCAACCUCAUUCUGGAGGCUUUUACUUGCAGACUGCCGCCGCGGAAGCUCUUCGAAACCUCGUUGUCAACAGCGCUGAGGAUGCCGUCGUGGAUGUGUUGGCUGUCUCCACCUUUCCUACAAGUGAUUCAGGGCAGCAGUUGCAGCCGCAGCAAGAACAGGGAGAGGGGAGACGUAUCGGGUUUCGUGACGGACUGGUCACCCUCCUGAUGUCUGCGUGGGACACUGUGCAAAAGACACGUCGGGAGGCGCCUUUGGCCCCACCUACGGUUGUGAGCAAAAACGAAGAUGAUGGCUCCAUGAGUAAUGAGGAAGAGCGGAUGACGGAGGGAUGUGGCGCGAAUGAGGAUCCUCUGCACGCGCCGUUCAUGAUUGCCUGCCGCGCCCUGGAGGAGGUGCUCCAGCUGAUCGCCGUCUGUGUGGAAGGCAGUGAGCACAUCGCAGAAGCCUUCUCCGCCCCCGUUGUUCUUCACGCAUUAUUGUCCCUGCUGGAAACAACAACCGGUGUCGUGUGGGAAACGUUGCAGCAUCCGGCACUGUUGUAUGAACCUCCCGUGGAAGGACGUGGCGUGAUGUGGCUACGGCAAUACAAACGACGUGAGGCGGAGCUUUUGGCGGCAGUGGCUGUUGCAGCGAGUGAAGUGCUGCACCUUUUGAGUGAUGAGAAUGAGGUGCUUGCGUCUCUUCUGCAAUCCUCCGAGGUGAUGGCACCGCAUCAGGCGUUUUUGACGAGAACCCUUGACGCGACGGCGAUCCUGGCGUGGCUGCGUGCUGAAUCAUCGUUUAUUUCCUCUGCACUUCCACAUGCUGCUGCUGUUGCUGCGGAGUCUGAAACAAAAGACACGAAGGAGGAAAAGGAGGACGCCAUUUUGUUGUCCACUGGCCGUCAGAAUAUUUUCUAUCAGCUAUGUGAAGUCUCUUUACAUGUGCAGGGAACACUCAUGAACUCAGCCCCCAACACGACGAAUGCCGCCCGAGUACUGCCACUUGUUGUAGUCGUGUUGGACGCCCAUCUACCGCACGAUGAGUGGCGUCGCACUGUGCCACUGUUGCUGCAGGGAUGUGCAUUGAAGGAGGAGCACCGUGCAGUUCUUAUCCGUCGUGCCUUGUGGCGGUUGCGUUGCGAUCAGGCGGCGGUGAAUGUGCUUCAUGCCGUUGUGAACGCCAUCUGCAGCCUCAACGAGGCCGACGCGGACGAUGAGACGGCGUUUCAGCGCAAUCCGCAUUCAACAUUGUUGUAUGGCACAAACGCCAUGUAUGUUGUGGGCAAGCUGAUGAAGGAUGCUCUCCGACUACCUACAGACGCCAAUGGAAAUAAAAAUAACAACAAUAUAAUUAAAAACGAGGAUAACACACAUGUGUCCUCAUUUGAUCCCGUGAAUGGCGGGGAUGACGUUGUGGUGGAGCGUGCGCUACGCGCUGCCGCUGGAACCUCCGGCAUGGGUGGUCUCAUCACCAAACUACAGUUGCUUGUGUUAUCCAACGAGGUGGGGGUGUGGAGCCUUGCCAACACGUUGUUGAUGAUGGUCAACUGGUCCGGUCUGGGAGAAGAGCCGGCUCAUAUAUGGCGAGCCAUCAUUCACGCCCUAAAAUUGCGUUCGCAGCUCCUCACGGAGGCAACGACGAUGGCGGCGGAAGCGCGAGAAAGAGGUGUAGAAUUUAAUGAAUGCGCCAGUGAAAUAACAACAUUGGUGGCAUCGACACCGGCGGCCACGAAUCUGGUGCGGCUGCAACUGGAGUCCCUUGUACAGAUGUUAUGGACGCUGCAGCGUAAGCAGGCGGCUCACGCGGGGGGCUCGCUUCAGGUCACAAACCACCUCGCCGCCACGGGGACCGAUGUGGACAUUCUAACACGACUUGCGUGGGAUGCGCAUGCCACUCCGCUGCAGAAGCAGGCAUGCGUGGGUGCGGUGUGUGCCAUGUGCGCCUCAUUCAAGAGCUCCGAGGCUACCCACGUGGCGGCACGCUUUGCGUUGGGCAUGCUUCAAGUGGAUGGUGCAUUGCAGACCGCCACCGCCGCCGCUUUGUCAUCACCACCACCACUGGCGGCAAAGGGUGAAGCGACAGACGUGCGUCGACGGUGGAUGGCGAAUAUCACUGCAACCGAUGCAGAGUGGCGUGUACGCUGUGAGGCCUCGAACCACAUAAUGGACCUCUUUUUAGAUGAGACGCACGAUGACGCCGUGUACAUUCCACUUCAUGUGCAUGUGGCCCUGAAAUCGUUUUUGGGACCCUUUCAGUCAUAUUUGAAGCGGCGGCAGCAAUUGGUGCGAGAGACGCAGCGGAACUAUCGUAUCACCCUUCCGGAAGUUGAUGACGCCGCACACUGGCGUGAGGUCGCCGAGAACCUCUCCGCCUUUCUGGAAUACAAGACGCAGCACAUUGGACGUGACCGACUAUGA